GGCGGCGGCGCAGCGGGGCCGCCGCGGGGCUCGGCCGGGGCCGCGCAUGGCGGAGCGGCGGCGGCGGGGCCCGGGACAGCGGCGCGGCGCCGCGGGAGGUUGCAGAAUCAGCAUGUGUCUCCAAUAGUUAAAAAGACAGAAGCAGUCUCCGCCAGCCAAGAAACCAGCAAAAAUAUUUCACAAUGGAUGUAGACGAUGAAGAAAACAUGAGUUCGAGCAGCACCGACAUUAAAGAAAACCGCAACGUGGACAACGUUCCCCCCAAAGACAGCGGUGGGACGGGAGCCGGGGAGGGGACACAGCUCUCCAACGGUGGCAGCAGCAGCAGCAGGAAGAGACCUUUGGAGGAGGGCAACAAUGGCCAUUCCAAAUUUCGCCCCAAGAAGAGGAAGAAAAUGCCCGGCCCUGUUCUUCCAAAGAACGCCCUGAUGCAACUUAAUGAGAUCAAACCUGGUUUACAGUACAAACUCCUCUCCCAGACGGGGCCAGUCCAUGCCCCCAUGUUCGUGAUGGCAGUGGAAGUCAAUGGGCAGGUGUUUGAGGGGUCUGGCCCAACGAAAAAGAAAGCCAAGCUUCACGCUGCCGAGAAGGCUCUGCGGUCUUUCGUCCAGUUCCCAAACGCCUCGGAAGCCCACCUGGCAAUGGGAAGGACUCUGUCGGUCAACACGGACUUCACGUCCGACCAGGCGGACUUCCCCGACACCCUUUUCAACGGGUUUGAAACGCCGGUCCCUUCCGAUGCUUCCUUUUACCUCGGCUCCAACGGGGACGGCUCCUUCAGCUCUGGUGGGGAAUACGGUUUGCCGUCGUCCGCUGUGGCCAGCAGCCUUUCCCAGUCGCCUCUGCCCCCGCCAUCACCCUACCCCACUGCCAGUGGCAAGAACCCCGUCAUGAUCCUCAAUGAGCUGCGGCCGGGGCUGAAGUACGAGUUUCUCUCGGAGAGCGGAGAGAGCCACGCCAAAAACUUUGUCAUGGCCGUGGCGGUGGAUGGUCAGACUUUUGAGGGCUCGGGAAGAAACAAGAAGCUGGCAAAAGCUCGGGCGGCUCAGUUGGCCCUGGCAUCCUUGUUUAACAUGCAGCUGGACCAGACUCCAUCUCGGCAGCCCAUUCCCAGCGAGGGGCUCCAGUUGCACUUGCCACAGGUUUUAGCUGAUGCUGUUGCACGCUUGGUUGUAGAUAAAUUCAGUGAUUUGACUGAAAAUUUCACAUCUCCACAUGCACGUCGAAAAGUUCUUGCUGGAAUUGUCAUGACAACAGGUACAGAUGUGAAAGAUGCCCUUGUAAUAAGUGUUUCUACAGGAACAAAAUGUAUCAAUGGUGAAUACAUGAGUGAUCGUGGUCUUGCAUUAAAUGAUUGCCACGCGGAAAUUAUAGCUCGACGGUGCCUGCUGAAGUUUCUGUAUACACAACUUGAGCUUUACCUAAGCAAUAAAGAAGAUCAGCAAAAAUCCAUUUUUAUCAGAUCAGAGCAAGGCGGGUUUAAGCUGAAGGAGAAUGUGCAGUUCCAUCUCUAUAUCAGCACAUCUCCUUGUGGUGAUGCUCGGAUUUUCUCCCCCCAUGAAGCAGCACAAGAGGAUCAAGGGGACAGGCACCCAAACCGCAAAGCCAGAGGACAGCUGCGGACAAAAAUAGAAUCUGGGGAAGGGACCAUCCCUGUGCGCUCCAGUACCACUAUCCAGACGUGGGAUGGUGUGUUGCAAGGAGAAAGGCUGCUGACCAUGUCCUGCAGUGACAAGAUAGCGAGGUGGAACGUAUUGGGUAUUCAAGGAGCCUUACUUAGCCUCUUUGUGGAGCCAAUUUACUUCUCUAGCAUCAUCUUGGGGAGUUUAUAUCAUGGGGAUCAUCUAUCCAGAGCCGUUUACCAGAGGAUAGCAGAGAUAGAAGAUCUACCACCUCUUUAUACACUCAACAGACCUUUACUUAGUGGUAUCAGCAAUGCAGAAGCCCGUCAGCCAGGGAAAGCCCCAAACUUCAGUGUGAACUGGACAGUAGGAGACACUGGUCUGGAAGUGAUUAAUGCCACGACUGGCAAGGACGAGCUGGGCCGUGCGUCCCGCCUGUGCAAGCACGCGUUCUACAGCCGCUGGAUGCGCAUCCACGCCAAGCUUUCCUCCAGCUUGCGCUCAAAGAUCCUCAAGCCCAACCUGUACCACGAUACCAAGCAAGGAGCCACUGAGUAUCAAACUGCCAAAGAGUGUUUGUUUAAAGCAUUCCUGAAGGCAGGACUUGGAGCCUGGGUGGAGAAGCCCAUAGAACAGGAUCAGUUUUCACUCAUGGUCUAAUUCACAAACUGCACAUCACUUUGGUAAGGGAGUUGUUCUGGAAAUUCCUGGUGUCCAGCAUUGCUUUCUGGCAUCUCCACAGCCAUCAAAACAUCUUUUUGCUGUUUGGAGUUGGGUUUCUUUGGGGUUUUUUUGAAACUUCACAGUAACUGUUUCUGUUUCGCCUGAGUAAUGAAACUCAAUGAUGAUCUGACACAUAAUUGUAUAUUUUGUUAUAGGAAAGUAAUUUCUGGUGUAUUUCUAGAAAUACUUUUGCUGUAGAAAACCUGCAGUAAGGCUGUCCUUACUGUAUACAAUGACUCAUUUUUUCUGGGUUAAAAUAAUUUCUUUUUUUAAUUCAGUGUCAUCAAGUGCAUGAAGAAAUUAAAAGUUUCUCUAGGUUUUACACCACACUUUUAGGAAGUAGCUUAAUUUUUUAAAAAUAGGUGACAAAGCUGAUUCUACUGCUCUGUUAACUUGUUUUUGAACUGCAGAUAUUUUUAGCACAUAGACAACAGAGCCAGAAUGGAGUCUGGACAGCUAGUUUUUUCCCAAUUCCUUGCUCUUUAAAACCAGCUGCUGAAAAUUUCAUGUCUUCGAUGUAUGUAUUUAUUAGUCUGUGACCCAGUUUUUAACAUGCAGCUUUUUAUUCUGUUUUUAAAAAUACAUUUACCUCCCAUUUACACCCAUUGUGAAGUCUUCAUUUUUUUUUACCAUUGUAAACUGGAAACAGCAAAAAUAAUUAUUUGUAAGUUAAGAAGUUUAGUCUGUAAUGUGCAGAAGCCUAUAACGUUUAGAAGUAGGUGACUUGUAUAUCCCAGGAACUCAUCAGAAGACAACCUUAACUGUAACAGUAAUGUGACAGCUUAAAAAAAAUUUGCUCGUUUUAAGGGCACUAAGCCUGAAUUGCCAAAACCAGUCCCCUGUUGGGUAUUAAUGAGAAACUCUUGGAAUGGACAAAAGAGUUGUUAAAACUUAUUUCCUGGGCGUUAUAUCUGCUUUCACCCAAGUUGUUGUGUCUCUGAGGUUUCGUUGCCUUUUGGCUUUACAUGUGUGAUGGGCUUCAUGAAGCUAACUGGGUGCACUCAUUUGUUUUGACUGUUACUUUAAAAAGUGUUUUUCCUAAAGGUGUAGACACUUCUGCUUUAUGUCAAACUGUAAGAUAGAAGCGGAAUAUUGUGAGGUCCAUUCGAUGAACUGCUGUGCAGGAGGAGUUCUCAAAACCGCUUUUUAGUUCAUGACAUCAGUGGCAGAUGAGGUGAUGUGUGGUACGGGACGUGUCCAAACACAUCCUGUGGCUCGUGCCCAUGGAGGUGUCACCUGUGCUCUCUGAAGAUCAUCUCAGAGACCCUCUGUGCUCCCUGUGCAAACCAGGGGAUGCUUCACGGCACGGGGCUUCUCCUGACCAAACCAAAUCCGACCAAACCAACACUCCAGCUCUUGGUUCCUGUUCUCUGCCUCACUGCCCCUUCCCUGUGCCACGCAGGACGUCAGACCAGCAGGCUGGUCCGUGCUCUGAAGUCAAGGGUUGCUCAUAGGCCCACAUGGGGCCGGAGGUGCAGGUGGAGCUGUGCCGGUGCCUCUGCGGAGCAGUGGAGCGGAGCAGGAAUCGGUUUAGCCGCAUGGCCAAAGCCUGCAUGUUGUGGGGCUGUAACUGGAGCCAGGUACCUCAGCCCCAGCACCUCUGGGGUUAGCAAGUACCUGGGGUGUUGGAGACUUUGGUGUAAAACCACUUUGGGAUGAUCACGAAUGCCAAGACGUUACUGCUCAAGUAGGAACCUAUUUUCCACUUCAAGAAGUGACCAGACAUGAAAAUCACUCGUGCAUUAGUUGAAGCCUCAGGGUUAAUGUCUUGGAAGUAAGGCACUGAGGUGCCAACAAUACAUUUGGGUGAUUCUAUGGAUAAUAGCAAGCACUGCUCUGGGAGGGCAAGAGAGUCUGUGACCUAGGGAUCCCCUCAGAAAAGUCUGAUGCUUCCAGAGGUUACUGCCUUUUCCAGCUGCCAGGGGGACAGGCUGCAAGAGAUGGGCUGUGUUAAUUCACCCUCAUAGGUGGCUUCAGUUACCCUGUCUGCUUCUCAUUAAAACUAAAAGCACUCCCAUGGCCCCUGCAAGCCCAACAAGGCUCUUGCAGUCAUCAUCCAACUGAGGUGUACACUGACCUAUUCCAAAAGGAAUUUAAAUGCAUGUGGUCAGAUUUUGUAAGCACUGGGGCAUUGGCCUUGUCUUGUUCAUGUGGCAGAAGUUCUGUUUAGGGGCUGUAGUUGAGUAUGGGAAUGUUUCUGCAGGGUGGAGGAAAAGCUGUUCACACCAUGUGCAUUUUCUCAAGGUCAUUACUGCUCUUAGGUGAAAUACACAUUUUUAAGGGACUCAUUGAAAUGUUGGUGUCUCUCUGAUUUUUUGAGGACUAGAAAAGUAGUGACUCAAACUAUUUUUUUUUAAUGAAGUCAAAAAUAUGAGCAAAAUAUUUGUUUUAUUAUAGACUUAGUUUUUUAAGCUGUUUGAAUGAACAAUCAGAAUUAAACUGUAAAGGAAAUACGUUCCAUGCCAAAACCUUUUGACAAAGGAGUGGUGUCAGGUUAUUUAUGAGGAAUGAGUUUUCCUGUUUAUAAUUCUAGGAUUUUAAAAAGAAGUUUUCCAGGGUUAUGUGCAAUCCAUAUCUGUCUUCUGGGAGUCAGUAAAAUACUGCUUGGCUUCCUUCAAUCCCUCGUUCCUUUUUGUGCAGUUCACACACAGAAGGCAGUUGGGAGGGUUCCCUGCAAAUCACUAUCACUGAGCAAGAAGGGAUAGUGAUGUAUAUAAUUUCAAGUGACUGCAAAAGAUAAGGCAACUUAGCCUCUGGCAGUUGCCAAAUUUUGUGGGAGACCAGCGCUGGAAGGCUGAGGGGUCUGGAAAGCUGGAUGGGUGGGAGCUGGCCUGCACAGGGGACUUGUACUGCUGCUCUAGGAGCUGCUUCUGUUCUUUUACUUCCCCCCCCUUAUUUUUGAUUGAAUAUUUAUAUAAUUAUUUUGAUUGAAUAUUUAUAUAAUUGUAAUUGAGUGUUUGUCUCAGGACCUUCAAAGGACUUAGAGCAACAACUUUAAUGUUGAUGAAUACUUGAAAUCUAAUUUAAGAUGUUUUUUCUCCAGAUGGCAGUCUGGCUGUAGUAAAGUUUGUAGGUUAUGAAAGUAGGUAAUUUUAAAUAUAGAUGUUUGAAAUAUAUAUAUAUAUAUAUACAUAUAUAUAUAUGUUAUGCAGGAUCAUUUUAAGAAAAUCUGGGCCUAAAGGUUAACACUUGAAAUAUCGCUUAUGGCUGUACUCAGGACCUGGUAAUAACUGUAGAUUACUUCUUACUGCUUGUGUCUGAGUGUUUCAUGUAGAGCCUGUCAGCCACACUUCUCCCCCAGCGGUGUGGAUGUCGCACAGGUGGUGAUGGGAAUGGUGACUCCACUUGCUUAGGGAUGUGCAGCAGUGGGGUGUCUGGACAGCUGGCAAUUCUCAUCUUCUCCUUGUCUUAGAGAAAUCUUUUCAUGGCUUGUUACUUCAUAGGAAGCUCAGCGGUAGAAGAUUUUUGGGUGCUGUUGCUCUAAAUCGAAAAUAACUUGCUGCUGAGAGGGUGAGGAUCUCAGAACUGGUGUUGCAUUUCAUCAGUCCAGUUCUGAAGACAGGCUGGGAGAGCUGGGGGUGUUCGCCUGGAGAAGAGAAGGCUCUGUGGAGACCUUAGACCCCCUUCCAGUGUCUAAAGGGGGCUCCAAGAGAGCUGGAGAGGGACUUGGAACAAGGGCUUGGAGUGACAGGACAAGGCAGAAUGGCUUCCCACUGACAGAGGGUAGAUUUUAAUUGGAUAUAGGGAAGAAAUUCUCCCAGUGAGGGUGGAGAGGCCUGGCACAGGUUGCCCAGAGAAGCUGUGGCUGCCUCAUCCCUGGAAGUGUCCAAGGCCAGGUUGGAUGGAGCUUGGAGCAACCUGGGCUAGUGGAAGGUGUCCCUGCCCAUGGCAGGGGGUGGAACAAGAUGGUCUUGAAGGUCCCUUUCAACCCAAACCGUUCCAUGAUUCUGUGAUGUCCAAGAGUGCUGUCUACCCCAGGGAAAACCCCAAACUCACCCUGCUCUCAGUGCAAAUAUGCAUGAGUUAAAACUGUUGGUUCAGAGUGUUUGGUAGCAUGAGGCAGAGCCUGUGUCAUGGAGAAGUGCUGCCUUUGGAAACCAAGCUGUGUUUAAAAAAAUAACCAGCCAGGAAUUGAGAAUCAGGUCUAAGAAUUGACUUAGUCACAGUCACCACAUAAUUAAAAUUUUGGGUUUUUUAAAUAUCCAUGGUUUUUAAAAUAGUUGAUUAUUGCCAUUCCUUAAAUUUAUGUUUGGAAGGCUCAUGCUUGCAGAGAAGCUACACUUUGCAUUCUUUGCAUUUUUAUCCUUAUAAAGCUGUCCACUGUGAAAAUUAUCCCAAAGUUUACUGGAAAGGAAGAAGAAUUGCAAUUCAGGGAUACAGUCAGAACAAAAAUGUCUCAUGUCGCUUAAAACCUAAAAACCCGCAGAAAUAAAAUGUAUAAAAUACAAUUAUCCUGUCUCAGAAUCACCGUGUGGUUUUUGUUGGGUUUCUUUAUCUAUUUGUUUAUUUAUUUAUUUAUUUCCUAAUAGGAAAUGUUUUCAGUUGAGCUUAAAAGAUUCCUGUGGGGAAAGGAGGUAAUGUUGAUCCUAGAGCUAACAGAGGCACAGGUUUUGGUAAGGACACAAGGAAGAUUUCGGAAGGGACACUGAACUCUGUGCCAUGGGGCUGGAAGGGGACAGUUUCCCCCUGUCCUACUGGUGGCUCAGUGGGAUGGAUGUGCUCAGCCAUUGCUGAGUCAGCAUCUGAUGGAAGCAGGAGGAGGAGGAGAGAGAAAUUGAAAUCGCUGCUCUCUCUAGUUUCUAAUGUAGAAAUGAUGGCACAGGAUGGGAAAUUUGCUGGAGAGGCCCUUGUGCAGGAGACAUGGGGAGCAUGGACCAAAGGAAUUACCCACUUGGCUUGCUGCCCUUCCUUUAUGCAAACAACUGGUCUGGAGUAUUUCCAACAAUUUUGGGUUGAUUCCCCGUGCAAGAAAAUCAUGUGGGUCUCUGGGCAGGCAGGCUGGGUAUUUAGAGCCACCAGCUGGGGAGGGUGUUUCAUCACUAGGCAGGUUUUUGUCCCUAAAACACACCUGGGGGGGAUGGAAAUCAGUCCCUUAGUACAUCCACUGGCGUUGUGUGCCUGAGCCAGUAUGGUGCUUCCAACAAAACUGCUGCUUCCGUCACUUCUGUUGAGCUGGGAACGAUGCAAACCAAGGGGGGCUGCGGGAACCGAGCUGGGGCUGGAAUCCUGGACCUGGCAGGGCUGUGGGGAGCAGAUAGGACACGAGUUCCUUGUUGGGUCAUGUCAGUGCAUGGUGUUCUUUAGAGCCUUCCCAGCCAAAGGGCUGUCCUGUCGCCUGUGAAUGACCGGGCGGUUAAUUGCACCGGCAGCAUUUGCGUAGGCAGGAAUGAGUCCUGGGGGUAGUUGUGUUUUUGUUUUCUUCAGUCAUUCCAGGAAAGACGAAUUGAGAGCCGUGUUUGCAGCCAGCCUCGGCAGAUGGAACAGUUUAAGGAAUAUCUGUUCUCUGGAGGGAAAGAUCCACAGUCGAUGUCACUGCACUGUUUUCACAUUUUUAAUAUUGUCGUUGUUAUCAUACCAAUAUCAUUUCUGUUGUAGUUUGACUGAGGCAUCCUUAGCAAAUUUAGGAUCAAAGGGGGGUGUGUGUGUGAAUAUGUACUUAUACAGACAUAUAUAUAUAUAUAUUGCUGUAUAUUAUUUGCAUUAAGCAGUUAUUCUUCCCCCAUCUUCCUGUGUGAUAGUGCAAAUACAUUGGUUUUACCUACCUGGUGUAAGGAUAUUAAAGAACACUCUCAGACGCUGUCCUUGACACUUACUUUCUCCAUUCAUAACCCCAACUUCGAAGACGAGACCUUGUUAUACCUCUGGUUUGUUGCUUCCCUUCCAGCACUCUUGUUCCUCUCCCAGUGUCACCACUGAAGCACAACCCAUUGGUUGAUUAUUCUAAGCAAUGACUGUUUUGCAUACUACCUUGCUUUGUUUAAGUAAUGUUUGUACAGAGAUUUCAAAAAUAUAAAGAGCUAUAUCAUU
This is a messenger RNA of Pseudopipra pipra, 8372 nucleotides long. RefSeq names its product adenosine deaminase RNA specific B1 (gene ADARB1). Gene Ontology annotation, cellular component: nucleolus; cytoplasm. The transcript is spliced from 11 exons. Lineage: Eukaryota; Metazoa; Chordata; Aves; Passeriformes; Pipridae. Gene Ontology annotation, molecular function: double-stranded RNA binding; tRNA-specific adenosine deaminase activity; double-stranded RNA adenosine deaminase activity. Gene Ontology annotation, biological process: adenosine to inosine editing; RNA processing. Bases 183 to 2282 code for a protein of 699 amino acids. The record is from RefSeq and is a predicted model, not a curated record.